Quercus robur (English oak) is the source of this 7839-nucleotide messenger RNA. RefSeq names its product putative disease resistance protein RGA1. Gene Ontology annotation, biological process: defense response to other organism. Bases 195 to 3986 code for a protein of 1263 amino acids. Gene Ontology annotation, molecular function: protein binding; ADP binding. The record is from RefSeq and is a predicted model, not a curated record. The transcript has 14 exons. NCBI's taxonomy places the organism in Eukaryota, Viridiplantae, Streptophyta, Magnoliopsida, Fagales, Fagaceae.
UUUCUACGCAUCCUUCAUCUACGCGUUUUACUUUCAUCGAAGCACUCAAAAAGCAUGGUCUUUUUCUUUUAUUGCACCUGAAUUGUCCAUUCCCACCCACUCUCACAGAUUGUUCUGGUUUUACUCUUACCCUCCAGUUCUCUGUUCUCACAAAGACAGAAUUUGCAUUCAUUCAAUUCUCUCUAAUUCAAGAAAUGGCGGAAGGAGUUCUGUUCGACAUUGCUAAGGAAAUCAUUGGGAAGGCGGGCGACCUGGCACUCAAAGAGGUUGCGCUCAUCUGGGGUGUCAAAGACGAGAUCAACAAACUCAAGGAGACAGUUUCCAAAAUCAGUGCUGUGAUUUUGGAUGCAGAGGCGAAGCAGCACGGCAGUGAAGUGAUCAAAGAGUGGCUGAAAAGGCUUAAGGAUGCCAUGUGUGAUGCGGAUGACUUGCUGGAUGAAAUCUCCACUGAGGCCCUGCGACGGGAAGUGAUGACCCGUGACAAGAAGGCCAGAGAGGUACGCAUCUUCUUUUCCAAAUAUAACCAGCUUGCAUAUGGUGUUAGAAUGGGUCAUAAGGUUAAGGAGAUGAGGGAGAGGCUAGUUGCUUUAGAUGCAGAGCCUGCGGAAAGGCAGUUUCACUUGGAGAUACAAGUCAGGAAUGAGUCAAGAAGGCAGACUCAUUCCCUUGUAAGUGCUGAAGAUGUUAUUGGGAGGGAGGAGGAUAAGAAGGACAUUAUUGGAUCUCUGUUGGAUCCCAAUGUUAAGGAGAAUGUUUCUGUCCUUGCGAUAGUUGGUAUCGGAGGACUAGGAAAGACCACACUUGCUCAACUUGUCUUCAAUGAUGAAAAAGUCAAGAACCAUUUUGAGCUAAAAUUGUGGGUGUGUGUAUCUGAGAAUUUUGACGUGAAAAUAAUUGUUCAGAAAAUCUUGGAGUGUGUAAAAAAUGAGAAACCAAAAGACCUUGAAAAGAACAUGUUAGUCAAUAAUCUUCAAAAAGAAAUUAAUGGAAAGAGAUAUAUGCUUGUGUUGGACGAUGUGUGGAAUGAGGAUCAUGAAAAAUGGAGUGAAUUGAAACAAAUUUUAAUGGGUGGUGCACAAGGCAGUAGAAUCUUAGUGACUACACGGAGUGUAAAAGUGGCAAAGAUUUCACGAACUAGUCAACCACACGUGUUACAGGGUUUAGAGGAACAACAUGCUUGGUCUUUAUUUAAGAAGAUGGCGUUUGAAGAGGGGGAAGAACCGAAGGAAGCAAGUUUUGUAAAUAUUGGGAAGGAUAUUUUAAAAAUCUGUGUAGGGGUGCCGCUUGCAAUUAGAACAAUAGGAGGUUUAUUGUACUUUAAAAAAUCUGAAAGAGAGUGGUUAUCAUUCAAAGACAAUGAACUUUCGAAAAUACCUCAGAAUGAAGAUGACAUUUUACCAACACUAAAGUUGAGUUACAAUCAUCUCCCCUCACACUUGAAGCAAUGCUUUGCUUAUUGUAGUCUAUUUCCAAAGGAUUAUGAGAUUGAAAAGGAAAGUUUGAUUUAUAUGUGGAUGGCACAAGGAUUCAUCAAAUUGUAUAACGAAAAGCAAUGUCCAGAAGAUGUUGGGCAUGAGUAUUUUAUGGAUUUGCUUUGGAGAUCAUUCUUUCAAGAUGUUGAAGAAGAUGAACUUGGCAAUAUAUCAAAAUUCAAAAUGCAUGAUCUCAUGCAUGAUAUGGCAAUACAAGUAAUAGGAUCAGAGAGCACCACCAUUUAUUCAAAAGAGAAAGUCAUUGAUGAGAAAAUUCGUCAUGCGUCAUUUGGGGAUAUGUUGUACUCAUCAUUGGAGAUCCCAAUCUCAUUAUUCAAAGCAAGUAAGAUAAGAACAUUUCUUUUGCCAUGUCAACAAAGCUAUGUUGCUUCAAAUUUGGAUAGUUCAACUUAUAGUGCAAUUGUGGCUAGUUUUAAGUUCAUACGCUUAUUGGAUUUGCAUAAGACGGGGAUUAAAACUAUUCCAAGUUCUAUAAAAAAUUUGAAGCAUCUAAGAUAUCUUGAUCUUUCUGGGAAUAGAGACAUUGAGAUGCUUCCUAACUCUAUUGUCAAGUUGUACAAUUUACAAACACUUAAACUCUCUUUGUGUUCUAAACUUAAAGAAUUGCCAAGAGAUAUUAACAAAUUAGUCAACCUCAGAUUUCUUGAUCUUUCUGGGAAUAGAGACAUUGAGAUGCUUCCUAACUCUAUUGUCAAGUUGUACAAUUUACAAACACUUAAACUCUCUUUGUGUUCUAAACUUAAAGAAUUGCCAAGAGAUAUUAACAAAUUAGUCAACCUCAGAUUUCUUGAUCUUUAUGGGAAUAGAGACAUUGAGAUGCUUCCUAACUCUAUUGUCAAGUUGUACAAUUUACAAACACUUAAACUCUCUUUGUGUUCUAAACUUAAAGAAUUGCCAAGAGAUAUUAACAAAUUAGUCAACCUCAGAUUUCUUGAGAUUGAUGAGUGUUCGGGUUUGACUCAUAUGCCAAAUGGACUGGGCCAAUUGACUAAUCUACAAACAUUGACAAGAUUUGUGACGAGUAAGGGUAGGAUUGAUUCAGUGCCUAGGAGUAACGGUGGAUUGAAGGAACUUAACAGGCUAAAUGAGCUAAGAGGAAAUCUGUCUAUUGAAAAUCUCAAACACGGAAAAGAUGCCGCAUUAGAGUAUAAGGAUGCAAAUUUGAAAGAGAAACAACGUCUUGAUAGCUUGUACUUAAAUUGGGUAGAAGAAGACAUUGAUGAGGCGGGUGCUGGUGAUGAUGACAUGUCACUGGAAGCCUUGCAACCACAUAUAAAUCUCAAAGCAUUGAGUUUAGAGCGGUACGGGGGAGUGAGAUUUCCACAUUGGUUUCUGUCCCUCAGAAAUCUUGUCCAAUUUAAAUUAUAUUCAUGUAAAAAAUGCCAAUAUCUUCCACCGUUGGACCAAUUGCCUUCUCUCAAAAUUAUCCAUUUGUACAGAUUGGAUUGUUUAGAGCACAUAUCAGAUUCAGAGAGAGAUAACAGUGAUUCUUUAUUCUACCCAUCUUUGGAGACACUCCAUAUUUGGUAUUGCCCUAAUUUAAAGGGAUGGUGGCGGGGAAGGAGGGAUUCUCUUCCUUCAUUUCCUCGUCUUUCUGAUUUAGAUAUCAGGGAUUGCCCUCAGCUGACUUCCUUUCCUUUGUUUCCAUAUCUCGAAAGUUUGAACCUAGUUAAUUGUAGCUUGAAGCAGUCAUUAGAGAGGAUGAUGAUAAACAACAAGACUUCUUCAGGGAAUCUACCAUCAAUUGCUUCUUCUUCUUCUUCUUCUACAAUUGUUGCCCCUCUAUCCAAAUUAAGUUUCAUGAGUAUAGGGAACACGGAAGAAGCUUUGCCAGAGGAGUGCCUACGAAAUCUCAUUUCUCUCCGUACUCUGUAUCUAGACAAAUGUCCUCUUCCUCAAGGCAUUCGAUAUCUUACGGCACUUCAACAUCUGCAUGUUUGGAACUCUGAGGCGGUUGAUUUAUCCAAUGAUUGGGAUGAGAUGGAAUGGCAAGGACUUACGACCCUUCUCUCUUUGGAAUUCCGUCGACUUCCGAAGUUGGUCUCUCUCCCAACGGGGCUUCAAUAUGUCAGCUCUCUACAAAAUCUCGAAAUUAAGUUCUGUCCUAGUUUGAUAGCUAUACCGGAGUGGAUCUGCAAACUUAUAUCUCUUCAAUCACUUCUAAUUUGGGACUGCCCUAAUUUGGAAUCAUUGCCAGAAGGAAUCGGUGCCCUUACCUCUUUGCAAACACUAGAAAUUGGAGGAUGUCCCAUCUUACUGAAAAGAUGCAAGAAGCAAAUCGGGGAAGAUUGGCAUAAAAUUUCUCGCAUUCCCAAUUUGGAAGGAGAUCUGUCUACGCAAGAAGAAGAGCCAGAUGAAGAAGAACCAAAUGAAGAAAUUUCAGAUGAAGAAGAACCAAAUGAAGAAGCAAAGAAACCUUCUCUUAAGAAUUGGGACUUAAUUAAAGCUUUUGGGUGCUGCAAUUGUUCAAAAACUCAACAACUCACUAACUGAUUCAAGAUUGGCACAAGUUAAUAUUAGUAGGAGAAUUGAAUAAAGGCAAAGUUGCAUUUGGCACUAGAAUCUGGUAACCAAGCCAUAGGAACCAGCUCAUUGUACAGGAUUUUAUCAUGUACAUUUGUAUGGCCAGCUUUUUACAACUAAGUGGCUUUCUCAUGUGAAUUAUCUUUGGAGGACUAGAAGUAAAGAGUAAAUAUAUAGGACCCCAUGUAUAAGUGAUGUAGUGCUUUUAAUCUCAAAGUACAUUGAGAUACAGGGAUGAUUGCUUUCAUAAAGUGUGCAAAUAGCCUCAAGACUCCUAUGAAAUGAGGAUAUAGGUCAAGAGUGCACUAUGAUGCUCACAUCCCAUCCCAGACAUUGGAAUUUCUUUUGGAAGGAUUUUAACUCCAGUGUUUCUACAGGUUUCUCAGUAAAGAUGUUGAUGAGUUUAUCAUUUAUUGGAUUCUAUAUGCAAAAGCCUGGGGAGAAUUGAAUACUAAAGCAGGCAAGAGUUUAAGAGUGAAUGUUUUUCUUUUCCAACUAGCCUAUACGAAAUUUACACAAACUUGGAGAGAAUUAUGGCCAUAACAAUAACAAAGCGAUAGUCACAAAGGUUAUCAUGGAUGAAAGCUCUAGCUUGGUGUUACCACUCAAAGUAUUCUUUGCUUUUAAGGAUAGCUUAAUUUCAUGGCGAAUGAUUCUUGGACUUCUCAACCAGUAAGACUUCAUUGAACAAGGAUUGCUUGGAGAGUUCUGUUGCUUCAUAACGAAGGCAUUCCUUUCAUCUUUGGAUUAAUUUCUUAAGGUUGCUUAGCAUACCAUGGAGUUAUGUUAGAGAUAUGGCACCUGUGAAAUAUCAUAUGAAUCUAGCACCUUGUUGGAAUUUUUUGUUUAGUGCUCUGCCUGAUAUGUUCAUGCUUGCUGGUAUAUUUGUGUUGCUGUUGUCAAGUGUCAUUCUUUUGUUGUCCUGAGUUGUAAUUGUCUUAGUGCUCUGUUUGCUGGUUCAGACUUGCUGUCGUAUAUGUGUUGCUAGUUUUCGGCUUGGUUUCAAUGAAAUUUCUGCCUCAUUAUCCAAAAAUAAAAUAAAAUAAAAUCUAGCAACUUCUAUUCUCAAGAACAGGAGUUCCUAACUUUUCUAAUGGCUUUUAAAUUGAAUACUAGACAACAAAAGCUAUCAGACAGAAGGGAACAAAUGAUUUUAUUUCCAACAAUUUGAGUUCCAAAGUAAAAUUAUAAGGUCUUUACACAAAUUGAACCCUUCUUCCUCAUUUUUUGUAAAAAAAUUCCAAUUAUGUUGUAUAAGUAAAUUCUCUUCUGGGCAGAAGUUGGCUUUCAAGGUGAAGGCAAGACUGUUCACCUAAAUGAGAAAGACUGAUGCUUUUAAAACAUGAACUUCCUCUCUUUGUGGUCCUGGGGUGUUGGAAUGGAUACCAAGGCUUAUUUGAUUUAACUCACUGAGUAAAAUUUGGCUCAGGGUGAUAUUGAGGUAAUAUUGCAAGGAGAAUUAAAUCUUGCAACCAUGCUGCUGGAAUUAGCUCAUUGUAUAGGAAUUUUGCUGCUUCAAAUCCUUUUUAUAUGUAAGCACCUAACUUGCUGUUAUAUCUUCAAAUCAAAAUCAUAAUAAUAAUAAUGACUUGCAAUUUUUUCUAGUAGCUUGGUCUUCUUUGAAAACACAGCUCAAUUUUUUAAAUCAUUUGAUAAAUUCCAAUAAAAUGAAAAAUGUUCCUUUAUGUUAUCGAAACAGCGAACUACUAUAUUUUUGUCACUAUCAAUUUUUAUAUUAUAGGUUGCUUGGGAAAGAAAAAGAACAAAAAAAAAAAUCUCUGGCAUUUGUUUCAUAACACUAAUUAUCAUAUAUUAUAAAACUAGAGAUCCAAAAAUAUUUUAAUUAUUGGUGUUGCUAUGACAGAAUAAAUAAUAUAGUUAGUACUAUUUUUUUGUGAAGAAAUCCUUUCUACAGAGAUAUUAGCAAUAGAACUUCAUGCAUCAUUUUAAUGUGUGCACUUCAAGCUCUGAUCAUGUACAUUUAUAUUGGCUGUUUUUCACAAAAAUCCAUAGCUUCCUUUAGUGAACCAUCCAAAGAGGCAACUCAUACAAUAUCCUAAUUUCUAUCUCUAGUCCUUUUUGUCAUUUCCCCUUCGUUUCUUCUUUCACCACUUUAAGACUUGAUUUUUACUUGUAGAUUGUUUGUCAUUCCAUAUGACUUCUUGUUGUCAGUUUAUGUACUAGUAUAGUAAUAUCUAUUCUUGAUUUGUUCCAUUUCACGUGCUAAUAUGAUGAGAAGUGUAGAGUAAAUGAUAACCCAUGUAUAAGGUGAUGUAGUGCUUUCUAAUUCCAUACUUACAUUGAGAUACAUGAUAAUUGCUUUGACAAAGUACGUAAAUAAACUCAUGACUCCUGUGAGAGGUAGCCUACGUAUCUGAAUUAGUAAUGGUUGAACAGUUGCUUUUGUAUUCCAGUACAUUAAGUUUGUAAAUUUUUGCGUCAUGCUUGUAUCUGUUUCUAAGUAUUAUUAUGCAUGCAUCAGAAUUGUUAUUUGAAGAUAUUUCCCCAGGGUCUUGGCGCUCAUUGAUGAAGAUAAAAGGUGUUGGAAGGUUGAUUUUGUUAGAAUAACCUUCCUACCUUUGAAGCAGACAUCAUCCUAAACAUCCCUCUCAACUACACCCUCCCAGAUGAUCAAAUCAUAUGAAUUGGAAGCAAGAAAGGUGAACUCUUUGUCAAAAGUGUUUAUUAUAUAGCACUUCCAAUCAUUCAUCCAUCUAAUGAGGGUGAAAGCUCAAGAGAUGAUCCUCGCUCCCCUCUUUGGAAAAGGAUGUGGCACCUCAACAUCCCAGAAAAGAUCAGAAUCUUCGCCUGGUGUGCCUGCAUGAAUGCCCUCCCCACUAUGCAUUGCAUAAGAACCAGAGGAGUAAGCACAUAUGGUAUUUGUCCUGUUUGUGACUUGUGCCCUGAAAGUACUCUGCAUGCCCUCAUACAGUGUGACACUCCCAAAGAGGUGUGGAGCAGUUGUCUAAACUGUCCAGUGGAUUAGGAGACAAAUUCUGGGGAUUUUACUGAUCUAGCAUUUCAGUUCAUCACCAAUGGCACCACUCAAGACUUGGAAACUUUUUUUUGUCACAGCCUGGCCUAUUUGGUACAACCAGAAUCAGAUUGUACAUGAGUCAAGCUCAUCACUUCCCAUCCAAAUAUGGGAAACUGCUAGGAGAACUGUAAAGGACUACAAAGGUGCCCUUAUCAACUGCAUUUCAGCUGAAAUCCAACCCAGCUUUGUGCUGGACUGCCCCACCUCCUGGCACUCAUAAAUAUGAUGAAGAACCAAAGAAACCUACUCUUAAGAAGUGGGACUUAAUUAAAGCUUUUGGGUGCUGCAAUUGUUCAACAACUCAAUAACUCACUCACUGAGUCAAAUUGGCACAAGGUAAUAUUACUUGGGGAAUUGAAUCCGGUAACCAUGCCGUAGGAAUCACCUUAUUGUACAGGUGUUUCAGGCUUUUAUCAAGUACAUUUGUAUAGCCAGCUUUCUACAACAAUAUGUGGCUUUCUCAAGUGAUUCUUGGACUUCUUAACUUGAUGAGUUCCAUGAACAAAAGGAUUGUUUGGUGAGUGUUGUAAAAUCAUAAAUAAGACAUUUGAUUUCAUCUUUGCACUAAUUUCUCAAGGUUGCUUACCAUACCAUGAAGUCUUUGCACUUUUUCUCAAGGUUGUUUACCAUAUCAUGAAGUUAUAGACAUUUCGAAAUAGGAAACCUGUAAAAUAUCAGGUAAUUAUAUUUCCAAUAGUUGAGAUUCCAAAAAAAAAUUUGUAAAUAUAGUCUUGGCACAGAUUGGAUAUUUGAAUAUGUAUGUUUUUCAUUUAUUUUUAUUUUUUU